This is a messenger RNA of Gadus morhua (Atlantic cod), 4053 nucleotides long. RefSeq names its product ADP-ribosylation factor GTPase activating protein 3 (gene arfgap3). The record is from RefSeq and is a predicted model, not a curated record. The coding region runs from base 86 to 1690 and encodes 534 amino acids. Gene Ontology annotation, molecular function: GTPase activator activity. Gene Ontology annotation, biological process: COPI coating of Golgi vesicle. The transcript has 16 exons. Lineage: Eukaryota; Metazoa; Chordata; Actinopteri; Gadiformes; Gadidae.
UGACGUGCGGCUCCUAGCUGAUUUAGCAGCUUCCGGUAAACAGGUCUACCGUUCGGGAGAAGAACCAGAGAAGGUCCACAGAAACAUGUCUGAACCCAGCAAGCAGGACAUCGCCGCGGUUUUCAAGCGGCUCCGCUCGGUGCCCACCAACAAGGCGUGCUUCGACUGCUCCUCUAAGAACCCCAGCUGGGCGAGCAUCACCUACGGGGUGUUCCUCUGCAUCGACUGCUCCGGGACGCACCGCUCCCUCGGGGUGCACCUGUCCUUCAUCAGGUCCACGGAGCUUGACUUCAACUGGUCCUGGUACCAGCUGAGGUGCAUGCAAGUGGGAGGAAACAGCAAUGCGUUCAGCUUCUUCAGCCAGCAUGGCUGCACCACCAGCGCCGCCAACGCCAAGUACAACAGCCGGGCUGCGACGCAGUACCGCGACCGGGUGAAGACCCUGGCUACCCAGGCCACCCGCACACACGGGACAGAGCUAUGGUUGGAGAGCCAGGCUCCGAUCUCCCCGACGGUUCCGGACAACAAGCCUGAUGACUUCUUCAGCCUCCACACCCUGGAUGUGACUGAGAACAAGAACAUGCCCCUGAUGAACCUCAGCAGCCCUCCCAUUGAGAAGGCUUCUCUCCAGCCGUCACAGGAGGACAGCAACGGAAACUCGGAGGAGGGUCCCAGCGUGGACAUGCUCGGGGUCUCCCCUAAAGCCCAUCCAGAGCCCACCUCCUCCAUGUUCAAGAAGAAACCGACCGGGGCCAAGAAGACGCUGGGCACCAAGAAGGGGGGCCUGGGGGCUCAGAAGGUGAGCAGCCAGAGCUUCUCCGAGCUGGAGAAGAGAGCGCAGGCCGUGGACAAGCUGAGGGAGAAGGACGACACAGCCGGCCCCCCCGGUCCCGCCAAGACCGGCCGCGAAGACGCCGCCCUGGCUCCGUCUCUGCGCCUGGCCUACAAGGACCUGGAGGCCCAGCGGAAGCUGGAGGACCAGAAGUUGAAGGGGCUGCAGGGCAACCGCAAGGAGCAGGCGGAAAGGCUGGGCAUGGGCAUGGGCAUGAGGAGUGGCGUGUCCCACUCGGUGAUGUCCGACAUGCACAUGAUCCAGCAGGAGGCCCCCGGGGGGGUGAAGGCCCCCAAGCCCCGGAGAUACAUCGAGGAGGAGGACGACGAGGGCAGCUUCAGCCCCAGGGCGACCCCGAGGGCUGACGAGCCAGGGGAGCCGGGGGGGGAGUACUCCUCCUCGUCCCGCUGGGGGGAGCGGGCGGACGGGGGCUGGAGCAAGGAGAGGAAACCGGAGCCCGACUUCUUCCUGACCGCAGGCAUCACGUCUCUGGAUGACCGACCCGCGUCCCGGAGGAAACCAGACCCUGCCCCGGUCUCGGACACCGGAGAGGCCCAGAAGAAGUUCGGAGACUCCAAGUCCAUCUCCUCCGAUAUGUUCUUUGGGAAACAGGACAACUCUGAGUACGAGAGCCGCUCUCGACUGGAGCGUUUCUCCGGGAGUUCCUCCAUCAGCUCAGCCGACCUGUUCGACGACCCCAAGAAGCAAGCGGCGGCGGGUUCGUACCGGUUCACCAAUGCGUUGCCUAGCGCCCCGGACAUGUCCCAGCUCCGGCUCGGCGUGCGCUCGGUUGCCGGGAGGCUGUCGGGCAUGGCGAGCGGAGUGGUCACCUCCAUCCAGGAUCACUACGGCUCCUGAGUGGGUGUCUGUGUUUGUGUUUGUCUGUGAGUGUGUGUGUGUGUGUGUGUUUUGAGUCCAUCGUGAGCUCUGCUCUGCCCGCACCCCAGGAACCCUUCUGUUAGGCGAAGGUCAGAGCCCCCCCCCCCCCCCCCCCCCUCCCCGGACCGUAGAGAGAGAGAAAGGAUGAGGGACAACGGGACGAUCCACCGGGACACCAAACGCAGCGUUUUCCUCCCCAAAAGGAAAAACAAAAAAACUGAAAUAUAUUUAUAGUAUGCAUUGCAUUCCCAGUAUAUUGGAGAUUUGGAUUUACGGCAGUGUGUGUAUAUUUACACAGUAGCUCCACUACCGACCAUGAAACUAGGUAGGCUGUUUCUGUUGGCCUGUAAGCAUCUGAAUAAAGGUUUAUCGUAAGGUUGAGUGAUGCUUUGCUGUGAAGAACAUGAGGGCUGGUGUGACCUCUGAAGGCUAGCUGACCUCUGAAGGCUAGCUGACCUCUGAAGGCUAGCUGGUAUCUCCAAAUCUCUGGUCUGUGGUCAUGAAGGAAUGUGUGGGAUUGGCUCGUUUCCAGUUUAAAUGGCCACUAUUUGACCACCAGGUUGAUUAGCCUUUACAAGCCAUUUCAAAACCUCCCCUUUAGUGACAUCACAAGUGGUUGUGUCCACAGCCUACUAAGUGAACUCUAGCUGCCCAUCAUGUAUCUGUUUGGACACGCCCAUGUGUGAUGUCACUAACGGGUCGAUUUAUGAAUGGAUUGUAAAGACUAAUCGACAUCGAAACAGGUAAAUUAGGGCCCCUUUAAUGUUUUUAGGAUAAAGUUUCCACUAUUGGAGGGCAUUGAUCUGUUGGACAGUAGCUCUGGUCCGCAAUGCCACGUGCACUUUGAUGUACCACGUGCACUUUUCUGUGCACGUGUUUGCUUUGUAUUUAGUCUUUCUGUGCACAUUCCCCAUGCGUGUUUUCAAGUGUCCUUUCUGUCCCCAAAGUGCACUUACAUUUCCCACCUCAUGCGCUGGACCACAACUUAAAUUCCAAAGGAGAAGAGGGCUUGAACUAGUUGGGAGGGUCUUCUCUGCAGUGUGCUGAUGGUCGGUGUGGUGGAGGUGUCUCUGCAUUGUCUGGACUUUAAAGUUGAACCUGUUUCUUCUUCAGAGGCUCUAAGGGGCGAGACAGAGGAGGACAGUCUCAGUAAUUGAUUAAAAAGGGUAAAUGUAGGUCAGUUGCACUUUUUAAACAUGCUUUUAUGUGCUCUUUGUAUGGCAUCAGAAGUGUUAAGAUGCCACUUCAGUUUGGGUUACAUGUUGUUUGUAAAUGGGGAUAUGUUUGAUUUUUUUUUUUUUUUGUUGAGUUGUGGGACUUUUUAGUGUGAAAAUCAUAAACCAAAUUCACUCGUUCAUAUAAUUUCAAGGCAUGUUUUGUGUAUAUACUGCGGAGUCAUAGCAGCUUCUAGACAGGAGUGUUGGGAGAAACCGUUUCAAAUCAUGCAGACUUAUAGGAAAGCUUUUAUUUCUACUUUCACCUAAUUCGUAGCAUUGGCACAAUGUAACCAGGCAAUGUCCUCUGUCCAGACAUGAGUGUUUUUUUAAAGGGUUCUGUUGUGGGGUUGAGGGGUUGAUGUCAACAAGAUAGAUUACAAUUUUCUGUGGCUUUUCGAUCAAGUCACAAUUUACAAGUGUUGCUAUAGAGAGCAGACAUACAUAUAUCUCGUUUUAGAUUUGCAACAGUAUAACGUGAAAAGCAGAAGUUUAUAUAAACGAUGUUCAACAGCAUGUUGUGAUUACAGAUAAAACUGCAACAUUAUGAUGCAGUCAAUCACACAAGGGUGUCUUCUAGAAUUCUCCUUUUAGAAGCUCUGAAUCCCCGGACCAAAUAUGUCGUGAUAAGUCAGAUAUCACGAUAAGCCUUAAUCCAUACGCUGUGGCAGAAGGUGGCAAUAAUGUUGUAGCUUUGUAUCAUUUGUAAGAAUUUGCACGUGGCAGCUUUUGGCUUGAACGUCUGUAGCCUACAUCUUUACAAUCUAGAUUCAUUGUUUAUUCAAAGUUUUCCUGAGCUCCUAAGUAGAAUAUAAUUAUUCAGUUUACCCAGUUUAUAUCAUUUGCUGCUUUAUUUUGCAUUACAUAUUGUAAAUGUGUGACAUAUUGUGAUAUGUGACGUUCUUCCGUCACGCUGAUGGGCGGGGACGCGCCGUUCGGAUAAGAACUCUGAUUGGCUGAAUAUUUGCAUAGUUGAAUAAAUGGUAGCGUAAUUGAUUUCGGAAGCAAUUACCUGAUAACCGUUUUUGGACAUUUUUUGGAAACUUCAGAUGUAUUCAUCUUUUGAGAAGACAAAGCUGUAUUGUUAAAAAGGAAAAAUAAAUGGUUUGUGCCAGAGCAAAAAAUAUA